AUGAAAGAGCUACUUGACACGGACCGGGUCAAUUUCCUGGUCUGGAGGUAUUUGCUUGAGUCAAAUUAUCGAGAGACUGCCGCCAAGCUGCAAAAGGAGUGGAGGGUCCACCAGCCUCACAGGCAGUUUGACUUCGCGCCCCAUGUCAACACGUAUGCGCUGGUGUCGCUUUUGAAUAAAGGCCUCAUCUACGAGGAGCACCAGAGACAGUUCGCUGCUGCGCAAAGGGCGCUCCGCGAUGUGCCGGCAACGGCCGAGGCGGCGCCGCGGGGCGUGUUUGGCCCGCUGAAAUUCCAGCCCGAGGUUGAUGAGGACGGGGAAGACGAUGAGGAGUCGGAACCGGAACCGGAACCAGAGCCCGAGGAGGCAGGGAACCCUCUGAAGCGCACGGUCGAACGGCAGCAUCACCGCGAAUUGUCGCGUGGGUCCCCCGCAAAGCGACAGCGGCUCAACAACGGCUACGAGAAUGGGGCCGAUUCCGCCACCACGCCAAUGGAAAUUGACCACCACCCGGGCAACAAUCAUGCCUACCCGUCACCAUUAGAAGGCGAACAGGGCGAAUCACCGCUGCUGCGCACCGAGGGCCCGUCGCGCGGCACGCAGGUCGAGAAGGUGCGCGAUCUGACCCAGACGACUGUGUUCCUACGCUUGGGCGCGGACGACUCGCCGGAGGCGAGCGAAAACCCUCUCGUGCUGCACUGCGAGUGGAACCCGCGGGACCCAUCGAUCUUGGCGAGCGCCGGGACAGAUGCGCUAGCCCGCAUUUGGACGCUGCCUUGUGGGGCCGCCGCGGACGCGGAGCCCGGUCACGUGGACUCCGGCAGCCGCUCGUUCAUGAGCAUCGUCGACGAGGACCUGCCCAAGACAGCGAUGGUCUCGGCCAUGGCGUGGAGUUCGAGCGGCGAUCUCAUUGCUCUCGGCACCGAUCUCGGAAACAAGUCGCGCGUGAGCAUCUGGUCUGUUGACGGAACUAGCAUGCAGCGCUUCGACGGCCUCGACUCGCCCAUCACCAACCUCUGCUGGAGCCCAAACAGCAACUUCCUCCUCGCCAUCUGCCCGGAUGUGAGCAACGGGCUAGAUAGUACCGGCACCUUGCUUCACAUUGCGUCUCCGUCCAUGGUAAACUCCAUGUCGCACGUCCUCAACCAUGAUCUCCGCGCCGACAGCCUUGAUGCGACUUGGAUCAGCGAGACCGAGUUUCUCCUUUGUGGCGGUGACCUGUUGGUCUCCUUCCGAUGCACAGAGCAGGGCAUUGUGCUGGCCAGGGAGUUUCAGACAGGCAAAGACGAGCGCUUCACCCUGGUCGAGUUCGAUUGGCGGUCGAAGCUGGUUGCGACUGCCAGCGACAAAGGCUACAUCGAUAUCUGGGACGAGUCCGGCAAGCGUCGCUCGAUCCCUGCUCACGACGGCGCCAUCACCAGUCUCCGAUGGCAGCCGCUGCAGGCGGAUCCCACCGAAGAUGAGAGAUUACUGGUAUCUGGGGGUGAAGACGGCGCCAUCCUAGUCUGGAACGUGCGCAGCGCCGAGAACAAGCCGAAAUAUUCCAUCACCUUGCCACCCCCGCUUGCCGUCAACAAUCUCUCGAUGACUCCCGACGGAGCACUCGUCGCCGUUGCGACGCACGACAGGAUCUUGGUUUGGAAGCUCGGCGAGCACACGAUGCCCAAAGCCAACUGGAUCCCGCAGCCAGGCUGGCAGAGCCCUAACUCUGGCACCGACACGGAAGACGUUAUACCUUGCUUGGGCUGGGAUGCCGAGGGUCAGCGGCUGGUUUACGGCUUGGAGAAUAGGCUUGCCGUCAUCAGUCUCCGGUAGCACAAGGGUUUAUACGAAGGAUGCCAAUAGAAUCGGGCGCACAGCGGCCUUCCUUGAGAUUGGGAACCAGCCCUGUCUGCGGCGAACUGGGGCAACGCCUUCAGAAUUGCUUGCUCAAGCUGGGAAUGUCCGACCGGUUCCUGAUCGAGUGCUGGAGCUGCUGGCGAGACUUAGCGCGCACUCAAGAGAGACAUGUGGGCUGUCGCCACAUGGUCUACGGGUUCGCCUUUCGGUCGGCGUAUUUCGCCGUCAUUCGAGGCCCAACUCAACGCUAGUUGUCCGAUCGCUUUUCUCGACAGCCUCGGCAGCGAAAUAUGGCGGCAUGCGCCCGUCCGUAUCCGUCGACCUAGAUAGGCCUAAGGGCUCUGCAAGGUCGACUGAGACUCACAGUCUCGGCUGCGGUGUUCGGCUGCGGAAGUGUCUGGAACCCGCCGCCGUGGACGGAAUUCCGCCUUCGAUAUGGGGUACACUUCAGCUCUGCGACACCGGCAGAUGACAGGGCUAGGUGCUGCAUUCAAAUCCCUUCAGCACGCACGUACAUUUGC
Molecule: messenger RNA, 2360 nt
Organism: Thermothielavioides terrestris NRRL 8126
Lineage: Eukaryota; Fungi; Ascomycota; Sordariomycetes; Sordariales; Chaetomiaceae
Exons: 6
Coding region: 1-1815 (604 amino acids)
Biological process (GO): regulation of transcription by RNA polymerase II
Cellular component (GO): Set3 complex
Molecular function (GO): transcription corepressor activity; protein binding
Source: RefSeq, a predicted model, not a curated record